AAACAAGUGAUAACUCGAAAAUAUGAGAAUAAUAAACUGUUCUGAACAGAUCUGAAUAAGUAUAGAUAGAAAUAUUGUUCAUGUUAAAGAUACAUUCUAGAUAAUCUAAUCCUCUAAUCUAGUUUUCAAUAUAAACUUUUAUUAAUACCAAAAAUACUACUGUAGCUUGAAUCUAUCCUCAUCCUUUAGUUUCCCAUCAUUAUGACUUUCUAUCUGCAUCAAGAUUUAAGGUUAAAAUCACUAUAACAAAUUCUUGAAAGUAGAUCAUUAUAAUAGACAACAUCCUUUAAUUUGAGUUAAUCAUUUUGUAAUAACAAUUGAAGUUUUGUAUUUUGUAAUCUGAUUUGGUGAAAAAAGCCAACUUUGGUAGUUGCCAUUCAGCUUCUCUUGCCAUCCACUUGAGUGACAACAUACAUUUGAAAACGUUUCUUGUUUAUGGUGUCAUCAUCAUCAUCAUCAUCUCCAUCACUAUUCUACAUCAUCAAGUAUUUACUGUCAAUUUAGCUUUGUGUAUACAUAUUAUUCAAUUUUGUGAUCACAAAUUUAAUUUAUAAUUAUUUGGAUAUCACAGGGAUUACUGGUCCUUUGAAUAAUCAUAGUUUAAUUCAAGACAUAGGAGAGGCAGAAAAGUACAGCGUCACAAGCCCUCAUCAUGAGUUUCAUCUCUUCUGGUUGGCAAUGGAUUAAGCGGCAUAAAGGCAAGUUAUUGGUGGUUUCUGGUGUUGUUGGUGGAUAUGUUGUACUCAAUAAAUACCUAUCUGCUGUUGAACGUAAUUGGGAAAAUUCCUCGGUCAAAGAUUUUGUCUCUGAAGUGAGGAAAAAAGAGACACAUUUUGAGAAUACCAUUCAAACAUGCAAUACUACUGUUUACAACUUGACACCUCGAGUACUCUCUGUGUUGGAUAAUCUUCUUAAUUCGGAAACUAUUUUGGACAAAUUAAAGUCUAGUGCAUCUCAAGAGGAAAAAUUGUUACUCUGGGAAGAAUUAAAGAUUCGAAUAAUUACUCGUAUAACAUCAGAGAUCUAUGCACUCACUUUGUUUGUCUGUUUUUCAAGGAUACAGUUGAGUCUCAUUGCUGGUUACCUAUAUGUUGACUGCUGUAAAAAUGGUACAACACCUGGUUUAAUCAACAAAGAUAUUCAAAUGUAUUAUUUAUCUCUACUGGAAACCUUUUUCAAUCAAGGAAUCCUCAAAUUAAUUCAACCUAUUCAAGAAGCUGUUAUCCAAGCUGUCGGUUCAAUAAGCUUAAAAGAAAAGAUUGUUCUCCAAAAUCUUACUGAAAUUUUUGACAAGAUAAAGGCAAAUAUGAAUUUCUUUUUGCACUCCCCUGACUUCAAAGCAAGUCAAUACUUGGUUUCCAAAUUAAAUGAUCCUUCAGAGACACCUAAUGGUCAAGCAUCAUCUUCCAAUAACUUGUCCGCUAAGGAUAGAGCUGUGAUUGAAAAAAUGCUCAUUGAGACUGAAGAUUUGCUCGAAAGUGAUGAUUUCAAGAAAGUAUUUAUCGAAACAAUUGAUUUAGGAUAUAAAGUCAUGAUGGACCUAUUAGUUGUGUGUUUCCUCCAGAUUGAAACUGAGCCAGGAACUUCAGGAACUGAAAACUCAUUUAAAAAUCCCCAUACACAAAGUGUCCCCUUUGCAAAAUUACUGCCACCCCUGAACAGUGCACUUAAGGAAAGAAAUAAAUCAUCUGAUGAAGGACUCUCCCUAGUUCGACAUCUUCUCUGCACUGAUGUGCUCGUCUGUUUCUCGGCUAACAUUUACGAGACUUUUAGUGGUGGGCGUUUGCAGAAAAGUUAAUAUCUCACUCACAUUUCCAUUUUAAUGUCUUCUCAUCUCAUUCUUUGGUUCCAAAUGGCAAUUAAACUUAUUUUAACAGAUUAUCCCAGCAUCCAUCCUAUAAAUCUUCAAGCAAUGAGAAUUAUAUUUUUUGUGCAAACUUGUUAAAAUUCUGACCUCAUCAGGCCCCAAUCUUUCUGGAAAAAUCCUGCUAUCCAUAAUGUAGUUUAAACUUCAUUUUGGCUGUUUGACUGACUGUUACCAAUUUUUCCAAAAUUUUAUGUAUUUCUCUGCUGCUACUAGCCCAUUGGAAAUAUCGAAGCAACUAGAGUUGGUUAAAAAUGACUAAUACUUCGAUUAGUCUUCAAUUUAAACUGUUCUCAGUAGAACCUUUCAUUUGCUUUGAUUGAAUUGUCACAAAAUUUUUCUACUCAAUUGUUACUUGGUGAAUUUUUUGUAUCAACAACACAAAAAAAAUUAAAAUUCAAAGUUUUGUAUUAAUAAAGUUUUCCAAAAGACAGA
This is a messenger RNA of Tetranychus urticae (two-spotted spider mite), 2299 nucleotides long. It is a transcript of the gene Pex3, whose product is annotated as peroxisomal biogenesis factor 3. Gene Ontology annotation, cellular component: peroxisomal membrane. Lineage: Eukaryota; Metazoa; Arthropoda; Arachnida; Trombidiformes; Tetranychidae. Gene Ontology annotation, molecular function: protein-macromolecule adaptor activity. Gene Ontology annotation, biological process: protein import into peroxisome membrane. The record is from RefSeq and is a predicted model, not a curated record.